GAUGUUCUGCUUCGCACUGGCAAGUGGUUACUGUUGAUCAAGCUUUGCUGGCGGUCAGAGUUCCUUGUCCUCUCGUCCGAGUCUCCGAGACUAUCGGAGGGAACGGCGGACGCCGGACAAGCGAGUGACGGGUCUCCUGAAAUUUCCGACGCAAACGCCUCUAUAGGGGACGCAGAGGUGGCACGAUGAAGAGAACAACAGUUUGCAUAUUUAUUGUGCUGCUGUUACAAAUCAUUUCUGGCAGUGCUCAGACAGAUACAACGACGACGACUCCAGCAACCAGUGAUACAUCCACCAACUUGAACUUAACAACAGAUGCUAGUACAGCACCUGAAACACUUUCAUCAACUAGCAUUCCAACAAACAGUACAGCUGAAACUCAAACAAAUGAAAGUGCCACACUUACAACAGGCAAUACAACCGAAGCUCAAACAGUUGCAACAACCAGCAUUCUAACAGACAGUACAACUGGAUCUCAUACAAAUGUAACAGCCAGCAUUCCAACAGACAGUACAACUGUAGUUCACACAUCAACACCCGCAUUGACAACAGGCAGUAAUCCUGGAGCUGGGACAAAUGUAACAACCAGCACCCCAGCAGACAGUACAACUGGAGUUCAGACAACAGCAACAACCACACUUACAUCAGGCAGUACUCCAGGAGCUCAAACAAAUGUAACAAACUUUCCAACAGACAGUACAACUGGGGCUCAAGAGACAUCAACACCAACACUUACAACAGGCAAUACGGCUGAAGGUCAGACAACUGCAGCAACCACAGCUCCAACAAACAAUACAAGUGGAGGUCAGACAACUGCAGCAACCACAGCUCCAACAAGCAAUACAAGUGGAGGUCAGACAACUGUAGCAACCACAGCUACAACAAGCAAUACAAGUGGAGGUCAGACAACUGUAGCAACCACAGCUACAACAAGCAAUGCAAGUGGAGGUCAGACAACAGCAGAAACCACAGCUCCAACAAGCAAUACAAGUGGAGGUCAGACAACAGCAGAAACCACAGCUCCAACAAGCAAUGCAAGUGGAGGUCAGACAACAGCAGAAACCACAGCUCCAACAAGAAAUACAAGUGGAGGUCAGACAACAGCAGAAACCACAGCUCCAACAAGCAAUACAAAUGGAGGUCAGACAACAGCAGAAACCACAGCUCCAACAAGCAAUACAAGUGGAGGUCAGACAACAGCAGAAACCACAGCUCCAACAAGCAAUACAAAUGGAGGUCAGACAACAGCAGAAACCACAGCUCCAACAAGCAAUGCAAGUGGAGGUCAGACAACUGUAGCAACCACAGCUCCAACAAGCAAUACAAGUGGAGGUCAGACAACAGCAGAAACCACAGCUCCAACAAGCAAUACAAAUGGAGGUCAGACAACUGCAGCAACCACAGCUCCAACAAGCAAUACAAGUGGAGGUCAGACAACUGCAGCAACCACAGCUCCAACAAGCAAUACAAGUAGAAGUCAGACAACUGUAGCAACCACAGCUCCAACAAGCAAUGCAAGUGGAGGUCAGACAACAGCAGAAACCACAGCUCCAACAAGCAAUACAAGUGGAGGUCAGACAACAGCAGAAACCACAGCUCCAACAAGCAAUACAAAUGGAGGUCAGACAACUGCAGCAACCACAGCUCCAACAAGCAAUACAAGUAGAAGUCAGACAACUGUAGCAACCACAGCUCCAACAAGCAAUGCAAGUGGAGGUCAGACAGUUACAACAGCUACAGUGCCACCAAACAGUACAACAACUGCAACACCUAGCUCACCAACAGAAAGUACUAAUGGAACUCAAACAGUUACAACAACCACUACAACAACCACUUCAACAACCACUACUACAACCGUUCUACCGGACAUUGGAGUAAAACCUCAAACAACUACACAAACUGUCAGUCCAACAGACGGUACAACAGAAACUCAAAAAAUAGCACCGACAGCUGUUUCAACUUCAACAGCAGCAAAAGGGUGCCAGAACAAUUGGAUAUCGUACAAUCAUGGGGAAUCGAUAUACAAGGAAGACUGUCAUUCCUACACUUGUUUGAAUGGAGUUUGGACGCUCGGCAAAGGUUCUGAUCCAUAUUGCUGCAAUUUUUGGAAUGUUUUUGGUUGGAAUUUGUAUUAUUUCUCCCGGGACUAUAUCAACUGGAAUCGAUUCCGCUGGUGGUAUACUCACUCUGAGUGGUAUUCUGAGUAUUACUACCGUAGUUAUGACAUAACUUACAAUGGACCCCUCAAUACCUCGAUCUACAAUUCAAAAUGCCAAAGGUUUGCGUGCGUUGGCCGAGACACCAUAAACAUCACCGCAGAAGUCCAGGAAGACUGUUGUGAAUACAAGAACGUGUGGUACCAUCAUGGCCAACCAAUUUACAAGGAUGAUUGCGUAGGCUACGUCUGUUUAAAUGGAAAAUGGUUGGAAACAAGCUACAGAGAUCCAAAAUGCUGUAGGAAUCCUGAUACUAACACCGGUUUCCAAGAGUUUUUUAACGAUGUGUAUGAUUAUUACGAUUCGUUUCAAAACUAUUUUAAAAGUUGGUAUAAAUUGAAUGAAACGAGACCCCUUCCUGACUGUAGACAAGUAACGUGUGCCUCUCGAGACAACUGGGUCCUCACUGGCGUUGUAAUACCUGACUGCCGCCUUCCACAAGGAUGCGAUUUCAAUGGGACACGUUACACUCACAUGGCGAGACUUCCAGGGUGUUUUCAGGUGUUCUGUGUGAGAGGAGUGUGGAUACAGAGAGGGCACGUAGAUUCAAAAUGUGGCUACUGCACUGCUCAGGGGGAUCCUCACCUGCGUACCUUUGAUGGAAUGUAUUACGACUAUCAAGGGACCUGCGAAUAUUCCAUAGCCCAGGAAGGGAAAACGACCAAACCCCAGUAUGCAGUUAUCUCUCAGUUCAGGCCAUGUUGGAGUGUUGCAUGUGUUGGACCGAGCACGUUCAAAGACAACCCAGGGACCAUCAUUACGAUGGGAACAUAUGGAAGGGAUCCACCUGACCUUUAUAAGAUUUUGGUUAACGGGGUACUGUAUGAGAUUCCGGAUGAGAUACCCAGAUUUGUGAGGGAAGGCACAAAAGAGCACCCAGUGUUAGCCUGGAGGUAUGGCUAUUGGUGCAUUCGCCUGAUUGGGUCUAGUCAGAUUUCUAUGGAAAGGUGUGGUUGGUCUGUGUCAGUUUGGGCAUUACCUGAAUUCCAAAGGAAAUUAUAUGGACUCUGUGGAUACUUCGAUGGAAAUGUCAACAAUGACUUCAUGAGAAGAGAUGGAACUACAUCUGCAUUACAAUACUAUCCCAGAGGAGUAGAUUUUCCAGACUCUUGGGAGACCUCUUGUGCCACGGGUGGCCUAUAUGGUGCUCCUUCUGGGAAAACAUUGAGACGAAUGAAAAGAAGUGAACCUGUGAAUUGUACCUUGGAAAGAGAGGUUGAAGACAGACUACGCAGCCAGUGUAAUCAGAUUGUUGAGGGAUCAGGAGGUCUACCUGCGGAGAUGAUCACUCCUCUGAUUGACAACUGUGUAUUUGAUGUGUGCUCCAUUUAUCAGAAUACAUCUGGCAACGCAAGUGCCAUAGAAGAAUGGCUGGGUGAAGUUCGAAAAUCAGCGGCAGAUAUCUCUGAUGUACAGAAUAAAACUACUGAUGCUGAUGUGCCACCAGAGAUUCUGUUCCAAGACCCUUUCGUCAAUGUAACUGUAACUACUGUAGUGACAGAAGCUACCAAGCCAGGGUCUUCAGGGCCUCUUCCAGAUAAAGACAACUACGGUAAAAGGGAAAAACUUAUACUGCGGCUUGUUGCAAAAGUGAAUAUUGGAAGCCGUUGCUGGACUUCAGGAAGUCAAGAUAGGUAAAAUACUACAUGGACUCACAGGCCCCUUUUCCAUGUUAUGAUUUUACCGGAUUAAUGCUCCGUCAGAUAAACCCUCUAAUAAUGGAAAUCAUCAAGAUCUUUAUUACCUAAGGCAACGUUGUGGUAUUUGAUUUUAUUUCCUAUGUAUGUUAACUUGAGUCUCUAUAUACAUUCAGUAUGGCAAGAAGGAUGUCCUGUUUUUCUGCAUUAAAAAAAAUUUUAUGUUCUCAACUUCUAAUAAUUAAUCUUUGGCAAGUUUUUUAAAAUCUUAAGUGCUUAGAUAGACUUGGUACAGAUAUGAUGUUUCCAGUGAAUUUUUAAGGUUUGUUAAAAAAAAGAAGUCAUAACUACAAGCAUUCAUUCCUUUAACGGGUACCAGAUAAACCUACUGGCUCAUUGGCUAAUAUAUCUUAAGCUUUCUUGGUUUUUAUUACUAUAAAAUGGCAGUUUUUCCUUUUAGAAUGAUGAAUUCCAUCCUUUUUUUUUACUUUCUGUAGCAUCUACUUCAAUUGCCUUUUAGAUGACACACUUCAAGUUUUUCAAUAGGGCUUUUAAAUAAGAAUAUCAGCCAGCCUCCAAAUCCCUCAAAUUGCUUUGAAAAUAGGAUUUAAUUUUAGCCAAACAGUUAAUUUAUAGUUUUUUUCUUACAAAAUGCAGCUUUGAGAAUGUAUAAAUGUUUUCAAGUAUGUUUUACCGUUUUUUAAUACCUUCAGAGGAAAGCUUACCCUUCAAAAAGUAGUUGUACCUUUGAAAGGUACCUAUUCCUGAAGUCUGCAAUCCUUCAAAACAAGUAAAUACUGUACACUUUCAAGUUUUCAUCUUUAUUAACAAGUUAGAUGUCAUAUUUAACUUCCUCUCCCUUGCAUUUUUGAAAAGUCAAUUUUUUUUAAUAUUGCUUGUCAAAGGUUAAUGCCUCCUCAAAGAAUGAAUGAAAAAUUUUUUAAUACUUCUUCCUUCCCGUGUGACUCAAGUUGCCAUGUUCUGAAAAUCCUGUCAAGACAACACUUCUUUAAAUAUAUAUGUAGCUUCCUCUAAAGGAUAAUUAUAACUUAAUGUUUCAUAUUUUAUGAAAAUAAAUUCAACAUUGUAAAAGUUUUCUUAUAGACUGAUUAUUAGACUUUCACUACAAACCUAGAUCCUUCUUGACAUUUAAUAUUUCAUGUCUUGUGGUUUCUUAAAUAUAUUCAUUAAACUUGUUUACAUUUUUUUUAAAUGUUUGGUUUUUCAAAGCACACAUUUUAUAUAUUUUGUUAUGAUUUUAUUCCUCAGAGCACCCACUGUUUCUGAAUUCUGUCAUCUGUUAUAAUAAAAAAUAUUAUCAGUUGAAA
Molecule: messenger RNA, 5181 nt
Organism: Macrobrachium nipponense
Lineage: Eukaryota; Metazoa; Arthropoda; Malacostraca; Decapoda; Palaemonidae
Product: mucin-2-like
Exons: 19
Coding region: 186-3854 (1222 amino acids)
Biological process (GO): regulation of transcription by RNA polymerase II
Cellular component (GO): ESC/E(Z) complex
Source: RefSeq, a predicted model, not a curated record